AUGAGUUCGCCAAAAGAAAGUCGGUCUCAGGCUUCGACCGCGGUCAGCGUUGAGAAUACAAGCGAAGUAGAUGAGAGCACAAAACCCGAUUUUAUAUACGGCGGGCCUUUUAUAAAAGUAGAAAAACCAAAUCCGUUCAUAGAUACAGCUACACCAAUCAAUCUUCAGCUGCAAGGCACUUUCAAAAAGAGUUUCGCGUACUAUUCACUCAGAGAGCGUAUGCCUGUCAUAUUAACGAAGGUCAUAGACUAUCUGUCUAGGGAGGGGAAUAAGAUAAAAACGAAACAUGGCGCUACUGAUGAGGAUGUAAGGAGUUUAAUACAGUACAUAAACAAAUUAAAAAAUGACCUUAUCACGAAUAAGAAAUAUGACCCGCUCACCGUCGAUACGCCUGAAGCGAGGAAUUGGAACAAGUGGAUCGAGGAGACCGACUCCCAGUGCUACUUCCUCAACACCUGGGUAUUCACCGAAUGUUACGUUUAUAGGAGACUGAGGGAAGGCUGCGAGCUAACCAACGGCCUUCAAAACUUUGAUCCUUUCGAUGAACAGAAGGAGAGAUCCUUUCAGAAUAGCUUAGAGCCAAUGUGCGUGGUCGCCGAGAAGUUAACGACAAUGCUGCAAAAUGGUGACAAGGAUAAGAGAAAAGCGGACUUUGUUACAUUGCUCAAGAUUUGUUUAUGGGCGAACAAAUGCGACCUUUCCUUGUCUAUGGGCGAGCAAGUGUCUUUAAAAUCGGACGUGCUAAACAACGAUGCUAAUAAAACUACUACCCCGUGUAUGGGUACCAUUGAUCCGUUUCAAAUGAUUUUGGACUUAAAGGAUAAGGUGUUGGUCGAUGAAUCUAGUAAAAUAUACGACCGAGUCAUCGCGAAGGCCGAGGUCAUGGCGAAAGCUAUAUCGGCGGAACCGGAAGUGCAAAGCGUGAGUAGCGAAAAGGGAUCCCCCACGGCAUCCCCACCAGUGGAAGAAGAAACCAAAGAAGGGGAGGAACUCCCAAAAAUUCCUUGUCCAUCGAAAAUGACCACACCUGAUGCUGUUAUGUUUGAUAUUGUAUGUGACAACGCCGGCUACGAGUUAUUCUCGGACUUGUGCCUAGCACAUUUCCUAAUAGCACAAGAAAUUGUUCAGAAAGUUCGAUUCCAUGUAAAGAAGAUACCUUGGUUUGUUUCUGAUGUAACUCCAAAUGACUUCAAAUAUGUCAUAGAAUCUUGCAGAACUGCAGAUUACAAAAAAGAAAUGGCGCUAGAAAUUCAACCAGAGGCUCCAGAGGGCGAAGCACCCGAAAACGCCCGAAGUGUAUUGAACGCGGACACUUUGAGACAACUUGGGGAAGCCUGGACGAAGUUCCUGGAAGACGGCACAUUUGUCGUUAUGUGCGAUGAUUUCUGGACGUCUCCGCACGUGUAUAAGGAUAUGAAGAAAUACGACCCCAAUUUGUACAGAAAGCUUCAGUUCGCGGUCGCUGUUUUGUUUAAGGGCGAUCUCAAUUACCGCAAGUUGCUCGGCGAGAGGAACUGCAACCCGACGCUCGGGUUCGAAGCCGCUUUACAAGGGUUUAUGCCAGCGCCACUAAUAGCCCUGCGCACUGUGAAAGCUGAUUUAAUUUGCGGUCUGCCAAAAGGCAAGUUUGAGCAACUGAACAAGUUCGACGAGAAGUGGAUGGAAAAAGGCGAUUAUGGAGUGAUCCAGUUCUGCCCUAAGAGUGAAGCACUGAAACCUUCGGAUCGUCCUUGUGCGGAAUAUGGCGCCGAGUGCCGAGGGGUUGUUUGUGCGCAGCAUUAG
Molecule: messenger RNA, 1782 nt
Organism: Parnassius apollo (apollo)
Lineage: Eukaryota; Metazoa; Arthropoda; Insecta; Lepidoptera; Papilionidae
Source: the annotation of a GenBank genome assembly